UAUGACCGCCUGGUCAGGAGCCGGAUCAGCUGGGAAGAGGCGUGCACUGGAGCUGUUGGAAGAGCCGCCCCCGCGGUCUGAGCUCGAGCGGGACCGAGAGAGGCGCAAAGGUAAAACGUCGGGACGCUUCCCAAUCGGGCAAGGCAGAAAAAAAAAAAGGCUCAGGCGGCGAGCCUAUCGCGGGGCUGCCUUUUGAACAUUUCUGCAGCCUUGCGCGGCGCUGCGCUGAGCCGGUUCGCCGGAUGAGCGUUCCCCAGAGUUGGUUCUGCGGGGCAGCCUCGUCUUAGCGGGCUGGACGACGCGCGAGUUUGGCCAUGAGCGCCCUCCUCUUGUGGGAUCAUCUGAGGGCGGGCAGCUCCGAACUGGACUGGUGCGAGGAUAACUACACCAUCGUGCCCACCAUCGCCGAGUUCUACAACACGAUAAGCAACGUCUUAUUUUUUGUCUUGCCCCCUAUAUGUAUGUGCUUAUUCCGACAAUAUGCAACCUGCUUCAACAGUGGAAUAUAUUUAAUAUGGACCUUGCUAGUGGUUGUAGGGAUCGGAUCUGUCUACUUCCAUGCUACGCUUAGCUUCCUGGGUCAGAUGCUCGAUGAACUUGCAAUACUUUGGGUCCUGAUGUGUGCUCUGGCUAUGUGGUUCCCCAGAAGGUAUCUACCCAAAAUGUUUAGGAAUGACAGAGGCCGGUUCAAAGCAGCAGUGGGCAUUCUUUCUGGAGUCACUACCUGUCUCGCCUUUGUUAAGCCCGCCAUUAAUAACAUCUCCUUGAUGACAUUAGGUCUUCCCUGCAGCGCCCUGCUUGUUGCAGAACUGAAAAGGUGUGAUAAUGUCCGAGUGUAUAAGCUGGGACUAUUUUCUGGACUGUGGUGGAUGUUGGCACUAUUUUGUUGGAUUAGUGACAAAGUAUUUUGUGAGAUUUGGUCAUCUUUUAAUUUUCCUUAUUUACACUGCGUAUGGCACAUCCUCAUCUGUAUUGCAGCUUACUUGGGCUGCGUCUGCUUUGCCUAUUUUGAUGCUGUCUCCGAGAUCCCCGAACAAGGUCCCGUCAUCAAGUUCUGGCCCAGUGAGAAGUGGGCAUUCAUCGGGGUCCCCUAUGUCACUCUCCUCUGUGCUCACAAGAAGUCUCCCCUCAAGAUUACUUGAAAGGCAAUGGAAGCGUCCCAUCCUCUUUACCUGCUCUUUCUCCAAAGGGCCUGAAUCUCUAGUGGGAAGAUUGCCCAAUGAAGUCCUUGCUCUCUUCACUCGGCAGCAGAGGACACCUGAUGAGGUUGUCCGAGCAGAAUCUCAAAAAGUUUGUUCCAAGUGGUCUAAGUAGGCCUGAAUCCACACAAGGAAACAUGGAAAGCAGAAAGCCUGUAUUUCCACAAGCGUACCUCCCCCCAAAAGUAAAGUUAUUUCUUUUCUACUUUGACUGCCUAUCACUUUUGGUGGGCAAGGAACUGGGUGACAUCUUACCCUGCCAUAUUAAGCAAGGAGGAGUGGAAAAGUGGGUGUCUAUUUCUGUGAGUGUGUGGAUGGCUAUGUUCUGGUUUGGAAAUAAUCAUCAGAUUUGUGUAUUAAGGAUUUAAUAGAAUUGCUUUGCAAAUACUUCUCUGCUGCCUAUUUAUAUUUACACGUUAAUUGAACAAAUGAAAUCCCUUUAAACUCUGGGUCAGUUUAAGAGGAGAACAAUCCUUGAGAAGCUGGCUCUCUUAAUCCAUCAAAAUAUCAAACACAUGAUAAUAUUUUUUUUAUCCACAUAUAAUAGUUCACUCUUUGGGGACUUGUUUACUGAUAGUUCAGGAAAUAAGAUGUAGGAGAAAAGUCAGUGAAGAAAUAAAAAUUGUAGUUGAAAUGACUGGUUAUGAGGCUUUACUUGCUCUCCAGGCAGUUAAGUAAUAUUUCAGCCGAGUUCUUGGAAGGAGAGCAAUUCAGCAACCAUCUACCAGAUUUCUGCAAAAAAAAAAAAAAGCAGUUUAUCUCUCAAUCUCUAUUUUAAUUCCACAUUCUUUGCAAGCAAACGAAUGCAUUUGGAAAGGUUUUAGUUUAAUUAUCCGUCUGGUUUUUUUUUUUUUUUUUUUUUUGCCUCUUGUUGCUAUGACAUACUUUUAGGAGAUAGUUAUAUAGAGAGCAAUCAAGCCUCAUUAUUCAUUUCCAUUUUUAAGCAGAUGUAACUAAAUUUCAAGGACAGUGAAGAAUCAGUACUUUGGUUUCUGCAGGUGUGAAAGCUUCUUAAAUUGUGCAUACGUUGGAGUGUUCCCCAGAUUCUGAAAUAUUUUAACAUUUAUUAAAAUACAUGUCAGGGAGUCAGUAAAAUCAAAAUGGUGCUCAUGACCAUAUGGUUAAAAGUUCAGCCCCUUUUUUGUGAUGCAGGAGAAAAAACAGACUCCCGAUGAAUACUCACUAUUUUGAUUUUUUUUUUGACUGAUCCUGUAGAUGACUCUGCAGUGAGUCCUAUGAAUUUUGGAGCUUUUAACAUCGCUUUUUAAAGAACCCUUUCUGUUGUACAUUUAAAUGAUUUAAAUUUAAGACAUGGGCUAAUAUAAGAUGAGAUGCCCAAUAAAUAAUAGGCCACAGCUUAGUGGUUUGGGGGGAAAAGGAAAAUACAGGCUACAAAUAAGUUGGUUUGUUUUCUAGCAUAUGCAAAAACAAAAUAGGCAUUUCUAUUCCUGGAUACAACAUUGUAAAAAAAGUUGUAAAGUUAUAAUUGUAAAAAAAAAAAACCCACUUCCUGCAACUAAAGUUACUCAGUUGCUGAUGGACCAAGCUGGGUAAAUAUUUCUGCUUGAUUGUGGAAUUGAAUUUUAGAUGUUUUGUUCCUUUCUAUUGCAUUUGGUGGUGACUGCUCAGUUCCUUGAUGCAUUGCCAGAAAUGUUGCAUGGAGCAUUAAAUAAAUGGGGCCAACUGGCCAUGUGGAACUUUUCCAAAGUGGGAUGAUCAAGUUGAUUGAGACAGCUUUACCAUUGUGGGGAAUCUCUGGACCGGCCUAGUUCCAUGCCUAAACUGAGUGCCGCAAGGCUCUAUCAUUAUGGCCUGGUCCCCAACUUGGCGAUAGGAUAAUUCAGUGCUUUCCCUUUGAACUACAGUGUUUGGUCAUGCAGUUGAAAAAUAGAAGACACAUCUGUUUUUUCAAAGCUGGGACAGUUUACCUUAAGUGAUCAUCAGUAGACGUUUCCCCGAUGGCUUGAGGCAGAUUUCUUUGGCCAACCGAUGGCAAAGUGAGUGUAGAUGAAGUCACCAACACAGCAAUGAUAUAGCUGUAAUUGGCCAGUUUCCUCCCCAUUUCUUGCCACCUGAUUACCAGCACAGAUCCUAAUCCCAUACAGCAGUGUUUCCCAAACUUGACAAUUUUAAGGCAUGAGGACUUCAACUCUGGUUGCUGGCUGUGGAAUUCUGGGAGUUGAAGUCCACAUACCUUAAAAUUGUCAAGUUUGGGAAACACUGCCAUACAGUUUUGAGCUUGUCUGAGUUGGGAUAAGCUCUGAGUUCUGAGUGAUUUGAGACAGCUAUUUGGGGUCUUCAGCUUGUAGGAAUGGAUAGGCAGGCGUGUUAGUUGUAUGUUGGUUUUCCUAAAUGAUUGCCAAGGCUUCAUACCCCUUUUGAUGCUGGGUAUUGUGGGUUCAUUGGGAAGUCUUUGAAAAAUGCAGCGACAGAGAAUGGGAUGAAGAUCGGUGGAAGAGCAGAAGGUUGAAACAUGAUUUUUUUCCCCUUUUUUAAACAAAACAAACCAGUAGCAAAAUAUGUAGUGUUCUCUAUAUUGUAAAAUGCCUGCUGAAAGGCCGCAGGUAGCUUUAUUUUUAUUUUCUUUUAUUUAAAAAGUUACCUAUUUUCCCCUUAAUUUGCAGUGCUCAGUUAUUAUUGUCAAGCUUUUGAAUCCUGAAAUACUUGUUUACAGUGUUACAAGAAAAUAAAAAUAGAAACAGUAAUGCUUAUUUUGAAAUUACUUUAACAAUUUAGGACACAGGCUUUUGAGUUUGGGAAAUAGACGGUCUGAUAGAAUUAUUUAAGUAUUUUCUUAGAUGCUUCUGAUGUUUUCUGUCUUGUAUCAGCAACAUCAAAAAAAACAAAAACAAAUUAUACCUUCUUGUAAUCAAUUCCACUACCUAUACUUGACAUGAAGUUGGCAUGUGUUUGAAGAACUGUACAAGGCUGUGCAGAUGAGGAGAAAAUAUAAAGGUGAACAUUUAUGAAAUGUAAAAGUUCUUCAUUGUAUGUGUCUCAUUUUGUGGGAGAGGAGUAUAGAAAGGAUCUUCCUAGUAAACAACUAGUUGUGGGGCACUGUUUAAUUAAAGAACUCUAGUCUUUACUUGUUCAGUUAUGCCAAACAAAAAAGCAUUUUUCAUCUCAUUCUCGGGGGGGGGGGAAUGUGAAUUUUCUGGGCUUUAGUUGCAACUGUGCAGUUAUUUAUUUUAAAUAUUUUUGUGUAUAGCAUAUUUUGUGGAGGCAUAUAUUACGAUGCUGAAAAACCUUUUUAUGUGGUUUCUUGUGUGUUUUUUUUUAAAGGUUAGGCAAUUCAAUCGUUCUCAGGUAUAUUAAUAAGUCUGAAAGCAUCUGUGCUGUGUUUGUUUAUACAUAAUGGUGACAAACUUUCUCUGGGAUGUAACCACUUGAUUAGGACCUCAAGAUUGGUAUCUUGACGAUUUUUUUGAUAACCUUUUAUGCAAAGAUCCACUCUGCUUUCUGCUCUGAUGAAUAAGUCGUUUUAUUCAUUGCUGUACCAUAAUAAAGUACUUCCUCUCUUAAAAGUGAGUUUGAAAUAUUAAGCAAUGAUCUAAAGAAGCGGUCUCCAAACUUUUUUUUUAAUAUGUACCCUUAUCAAUAAAACAUUUUUGAUCAUGCC
Crotalus tigris (Tiger rattlesnake) is the source of this 4818-nucleotide messenger RNA. It is a transcript of the gene ACER2, whose product is annotated as alkaline ceramidase 2. Gene Ontology annotation, cellular component: membrane. Bases 315 to 1142 code for a protein of 275 amino acids. Lineage: Eukaryota; Metazoa; Chordata; Lepidosauria; Squamata; Viperidae. The record is from RefSeq and is a predicted model, not a curated record. Gene Ontology annotation, biological process: ceramide metabolic process. The transcript is spliced from 6 exons. Gene Ontology annotation, molecular function: hydrolase activity, acting on carbon-nitrogen (but not peptide) bonds, in linear amides.